Messenger RNA from Cucurbitaria berberidis CBS 394.84, 1573 nucleotides. Its product is annotated as TLD-domain-containing protein. The coding region runs from base 283 to 1356 and encodes 357 amino acids. Gene Ontology annotation, cellular component: nucleus. Lineage: Eukaryota; Fungi; Ascomycota; Dothideomycetes; Pleosporales; Cucurbitariaceae. The record is from RefSeq and is a predicted model, not a curated record. Gene Ontology annotation, biological process: response to oxidative stress. The transcript has 3 exons.
GCCAAAUGAAUCCCUAAUCGUUGUAUCAUCGUGCGAAAGCGUUAAAUUCAAUUGUAUAUGAAAAGCCAGCUCAGCACAGCAUUUUAGCUGAAAGCUCAUUUGUGCGACAUGUUCUCAUUCCUCAAAUCCCCAGGCUCCUAAACAGCCGUCAGCCCACUAUUACGCAACGUCACCGCUGUACUCCCCCAGCGCCGCAACCUAAGACAAUCCCAGCCUACAGCACCCAACGUCGCCCGCGCGACCCGCUAUUCAUUCAGGCACAUUACUACCAGAAUCGCAUCCAUGCCGGCCACAGCAGAUACACCUUCUUCGCCGCCCGCCCGCUCCCCUCCCCCCAAACAACCCUCCCAGCGAUCUACGCCCAAGCGCUCCUCCUCAUACUUUACGUACCCGGUCUCGUACGCGGUAUCUGGCAUUCUGCGGCGACUGAACACCGAUUCGAGCCCCAACGCCGCCUCAGAUUCAAAGGCAGAGAACAAUAGCAACAGCGCGAGCAACAUACAAGCGCAACUCCAGUCCACCGCAUCGUCCCUCUCACACUCCUUCGCCAGCCUCGUAUCCUCGUCCACAUCAGACAUGAAUUCAGUCUUCCAGCCACCACGAACAGCGUCGCCCUUCCAACCGCCGCCACUCACACCGUUAUCGUUGAAGGGGUGGCGGAGUGGCAUGCGGGAGAAAGGCAAGCUACUGAGCAAAGCGCUGGCGGAGGAAAUCAGGCUAUUAGUGCCGCCGAGGCUACAGCUUGUAGAUGAGUGGAGCUUGGCGUACAGUUUGGAGCAAAAUGGGGUCAGCUUAGGGACACUGUAUCAGAAGAGUGAAGAGUACAGGGGGAAGAGGGGUGGUUAUGUGCUUGUGGUUAGGGAUGGCGGUGGCAGUGUCUUCGGCGCAUACCUUUCAGAUCCACCAUAUCCCUCGCCACAUUUUUACGGCAACGGCGAAUGCUUUCUCUGGCGCGCACACAUCCUGUCCUCGAUACCCGACCUCGCGAAUCUUCCACCGCCUCCUUCUGCAGAUACCACAAAUGCUGUUCGCAUGACAACAAUAGCGACACCAAAGUCGAAGCCUGAUGCACUAUCGCCACCACAAAAUGGUCAAGCGAACAAGAGCGGGACGAGCACGCCCGACAGGAUAAGAUUCAAGGCGUUUCCAUAUAGUGGGGUCAACGAUUACAUGAUAUUUUGCGAGCAUAGUUAUUUAAGCAUUGGUGGGGGUGACGGUCAUUAUGGCCUUUGGCUAGACGACAACCUUGAGAACGGCGUUUCCGAUACUUGCCCAACAUUCGGCAACGAGCCAUUGAGCGACGACGGCAAAAAGUUCGAUGUUAUGGGCGUGGAACUAUGGUACAUUGGCGCAUGAUCAAGCUGUCUAUUUUCUCUUCGCAAGAUACCAAAAUAUGUUCUCAACUCCGGUGGCAUUGGAUUUCACGUGCUUUCAACGGUCAGGUUUUACACAAAAAACGAUUCUCAAUGAUACCACACAUGGCAGGCUCAACACAGGUGAGAUAGUACACCUGCAGGAUGGGUGAUUUACCCAACACGCUUAGUAUUCAAAACGAUUGGCUUUUACCACUCUU